AUGUCGACCUCCGAGAGCAGCGCAACCCUGCUGCACCGGGUGCAGGCCCAGAGCCUGCUCCUCUGGCGCACCCUCUUCUCCCACUGUGCCCUGCUGCUGGCGGCUUAUGAGCGGCUUGUGGCAGCGCUGGCAGGGGCAGUGGUCGGCAGCGUGGAGGGUCUGGCCAAGGGGCUGUCCAGGGCCAGCGAGCCGCUGCUUCCCCCACCGCCGGCGGCCAGUCGCGCGCCGCACGCCACGCCGGCAGCUGUGCCGGCAGCUGCCGACAGCACGCCCCCACCUGCCACCCCCGAGCCCGCCGUCCCUCCCGCCGCCAGCGUGCCGGCCGGCAAGAUGGCCAGCCAGACCGCCAUCCUAGAAGGCCCUGCCACACCCGCCCCAACUUCGGUCGCAUCCACCGGCCCGGGCCACCAUAACGGCGACUGCGCACCUGCCAGGCUGGCGUCCUUCCCUGUGGCGAUCGACAGCUGCCCCAGCUCUGCUGCCAGCAGCAGGCAGGGCGAGGCCAGCCCCGAUCUGGAGGUGCCUGCUGCCAUCCCCAGUCCCAGCCCCCAGGCGGGCAAGAAAAAGAAGCGGGGAUCCAUCCGUGGACCCUUGCACAAGGCGGGCAAGGAGAUGAAAAAGGCGCUGGGGCUGCAGUAG
Molecule: messenger RNA, 639 nt
Organism: Chlorella variabilis
Lineage: Eukaryota; Viridiplantae; Chlorophyta; Trebouxiophyceae; Chlorellales; Chlorellaceae
Exons: 5
Coding region: 1-639 (212 amino acids)
Source: RefSeq, a predicted model, not a curated record